Messenger RNA from Brassica rapa (field mustard), 2223 nucleotides. RefSeq names its product probable serine/threonine-protein kinase At1g54610. Gene Ontology annotation, molecular function: RNA polymerase II CTD heptapeptide repeat kinase activity; ATP binding. Gene Ontology annotation, biological process: positive regulation of transcription elongation by RNA polymerase II; protein phosphorylation. NCBI's taxonomy places the organism in Eukaryota, Viridiplantae, Streptophyta, Magnoliopsida, Brassicales, Brassicaceae. Gene Ontology annotation, cellular component: cyclin-dependent protein kinase holoenzyme complex; nucleus. The record is from RefSeq and is a predicted model, not a curated record.
UCAGGCAUGUUACAUGUACAAAUACCAAAACUCUAUGGCAUGUCGCGUAAUAAAUAUCACUCAUAUUCUUCAGAACUCUUUUAGUUACAGAGAGAUGACGUCACAUCUCAGAUUGACGUGAACCCACACCGUUAACUAUUAACGGAAAACCACCGUGAUUCACUCUCUCCUACGUGCCAAAGACUCGUCUGCUUCAAAACACUGUCGUUUUUGGCAACUUCCGAUUCCCACUGAAAUAAAAGAGCUUCCGGCGAUUCGAACAAUAUGGGCUGCGUUCUCUGCAAGAACUCCGCCGGAGCCAAAGAUGAACCUCCUCCUGGAAACCUCCGCCGUGAUACUAAGACGGAUCAUUUGCCUUCUUCUGUAUCUGUACCGGAGGUAGUCGACAUCGGAGAAAGAAAGAAGAAUCAGAUUCAGACGGCAAGAACGUGGCACACCGGCGACUUCUCCGCCGGCUCUUCUCGCCGUACGUUACGGAUGAGUCUCUCUGCGCCGGAAGGAUGGCCACCGUGGCUGGUUGCUGCUUGCGGCGAAUCCAUCAAAGACUUCACUCCUCGACGAGCCACCACAUACGAGAAGCUCGACAAGAUAGGGCAAGGAACUUACAGCAAUGUGUACAAAGCUAAGGAUCUAUUAACUGGAGAGAUUGUAGCAUUGAAGAAGGUUAGGUUUGAUAAUUUGGAAGCAGAGAGUGUAAAGUUCAUGGCCAGAGAGAUUCUUAUGCUGCAACGCCUAGAUCAUCCUAACGUUAUUAAGCUUCAAGGCUUAGUUGCUUCCAGGGUUUCUUGUAGUCUCUACCUUGUUUUUGAGUAUAUGGACCAUGAUCUCACUGGUCUUGCUGCUACUCAAGGUUCCAAGUUUGAUAUUUCUCAGGUGAAGUGUUUUAUGAAGCAGCUACUAUCUGGGCUAGAGCAUUGUCAUAGUAGAGGAGUGUUACAUCGAGACAUCAAAGGCUCUAAUUUGCUGAUAGAUAACAAUGGAAUACUGAAGAUUGCUGAUUUCGGGUUGGCUACGUUUUAUGACCCAAAGCAAAAAAAGCAAACGAUGACUAGUCGUGUUGUCACGCUCUGGUACCGUCCUCCAGAGCUUCUUCUUGGAGCUACGAACUAUGGAACCGGUGUUGAUCUCUGGAGUGCUGGUUGUAUCAUGGCAGAGUUACUUGCUGGCAAACCCGUUAUGCCAGGAAGAACCGAGGUAGAACAACUUCAUAAGAUAUUUAAGUUAUGUGGCUCCCCAUCAGAUUUGUACUGGAAGAAGUACAAAUUACCCAACGCUACCCUUUUUAAGCCGCAGCAUCCGUACAAACGUUGUGUGUCUGAAGCAUUUAGCGGCUUCGCUCCAUCAACUGUGCAUCUAGUGGAGACACUUCUCGCUAUAGAUCCUGAUGAUCGUGGAACUUCUACAUCAGCUUUAAAUAGUGAAUUCUUUACGAGUGAACCAUUAGCGUGUGAUCCAUCAAGUCUACCAAAAUAUCCACCUUCCAAGGAACUGAAUAUAAAGCUAAGGGACGAAGAGGCAAGAAGGCAAAAGAGUCUUGCGAGAAAAGCUAAUGGUGUUGAAGGAGCUAGAAGAGUAAGGUUUCGUGGGGAUCGCACAGGGCGAGCUUUUCCAGCUCCAGAAGCUAAUUCCGAGAAUCAAGCCAACUUAGAUAGAUGCAGAAUGUUGCCACAAACAAAUGGGAAGAGCAAGAGCGAGAAGUUCCCUCCUCCUCACCAGGAUGGUGCAGUUGGGCACCACCCAGUGGAAGAAGAUCAUCAUCAAUCAAAGAAAAACUCAGUAUUUAGUGCAAAGCAUGAGGCUUCUUUCGGGUCAUCGAGAUCACUGAAGGUUGGGGAAGGGACAUCAAUGAGAAAGAUUUCAAACAAAGACGGAUCUUCUUCUUCUAGAAAGUACAUAUGGGGGCUUAAACCUCCUCCAGCGCUUGGGCUCUCUAUGGACUUGCUUUUCAGGAGCAGAUCAGAGGUGUUUGGGGUCCGGAGAUAGGAUUAGAUGAAAGGGGGAAAUGAGUUGGACAGUUUUAUUAGUGCAUCAAUAAUAAAGUAUUGGUUGAAGUUCAAGUUCAUAUUCUUUGUAGCAGAAUUGAAAGAGCGAGAGAGUGCACAAAUGAAAUGUAGUUUGACUCUGGUGUAAAAAAAAAACACAGUUCAGGUAGUCUUAGAAUCCUACUUUAUAAAUUGUAUAGUUGUUGAAAUAUGUUUUUGAGGCUUCCAAGAUUAAAAUGUU